AUCUAGUCAUUAGAACACAGGGAGGGAGGUAUCUUCCGCAAACCGCAAUGGCCUCCAAGACCGUGCUCAGAGCUGCUGUCUUCAUAGCAGAGCCAUGGCGACCUCUGCCUAGAAAGACACCCCCCUUCUCCGCGCCCUUUUUUUUGACCCAAAACCUCUCACCGCCCCAUUUGCGUUGUGGUUGUAAGCUCAUAAAGGCCCCAAAGUAUUAUACGAGGUUCCCAAGAAGAACUCAGCCUCUGAAUUGCUCCAAUAAUGAAACCCCAUCGUCAUCUCCCGAAGAUUUUGAGCAAAAUCCUCCUCAAGAAGCAGUUCUCAAGGCGAUUUCAGAAGUGUCCAAGACAGAAGGGAGGGUUGGCCAGACUACGAAUAUGGUUAUUGGAGGCACUACGCAUGAUGAUUCCACCAAUGAAUGGCUUGCUUUGGAUAAGAAGGGAAGUGAAUCGUUCUUCAGGAGUGUAUUGGCUAGUAUGGAAGCAGUUUACCUGAACAAAAAUCCUUCUGCUAAAGCCAUUUUGGAGCUCGUUCGAUCUGCAGAUGGUGAUCGAAUUUGCUAUGACCAUUUUGCUUUCAGAACCUUUGGGGUAAAUGGGCAUGGGAUUGAUUCCAUGGCGAAAUUCUUCUUGGACUUUGGUUACGAGAAACGGGAAGAGCUGAGGUUCCCUGCAAAGAAGUUGAAAGCCUUCUGGUUCGCUCCUCCGAAGUUGUUACAUUCUGAGAAUGGAACUCGUGUUAGUGGGCCCUUGCCGAGAAUUUUCAUAUCAGAACUCCUUGUUGAUCAAAUGAGUCCAGGAGCUCAGGAAAUAAUUAGAAAGUAUACUAACAUAUCUGGCAAUGGAUAUGGGCAUGCACCUCUUGCCAGUGCAUUGGAUUGCCUCACAUGGGAAAAGCCCUCAUUUGAAGAAUUCCAGAAAUUGGCUAGUGAAAGCGAAUAUGCUGCUUGGACACUUGUCAAUGGCUAUGCUUUGAAUCACGUGACUAUAUCUACUCAUCGCUUGAGAUCAAACUUGGCAAGUAUUGACAGUUUCAAUCGGUUCAUUGAGGAGAAUGAUUUUAAGCUGAACUCCGAAGGGGGUAUUUUGAAAGUGAGCCCCGAUGGUCUUCUGCUGCAAAGUUCAACCGUGGCAGAUUCUGCCCCUUUUCAAUUUUCAGACGGCUCAACAGAAUUGGUCCCAUGUUCUUACAUUGAAUUUGCCGAACGUCUUGUCUUGCCUGAGUACAAAGAUUUACCUCGCGAAGAGAUAAAGGAAUUUCACAGGCGAGAUGGGUUCGAGGUUGGAAAUGCUGACAAGAUAUUCGAGAGCACAUCGAGGGAUCAACUAACCAGGAAGGUUGCGUAAUCGACCAGUUUGGAGAUAAGCAGUUGAAAAUCGUGUAAGCUAUUACUGAGAACUAUGUUUAUGCUGGAAUUCCAGCAAAAAUGGUACCCCUAGAAACAUGCAGGAAUAUAAAAGACAAUCUUGAAAAUGGAUAAGGCAAUGCUCUUUUAUAUUGUAAUAAUAAAGUGCUGAUUUAUUGGAACAUAAUCUCGUAGGUUUGGUGCAUACAUAUUAAA
Molecule: messenger RNA, 1555 nt
Organism: Ipomoea nil (Japanese morning glory)
Lineage: Eukaryota; Viridiplantae; Streptophyta; Magnoliopsida; Solanales; Convolvulaceae
Exons: 8
Coding region: 48-1340 (430 amino acids)
Molecular function (GO): oxidoreductase activity
Source: RefSeq, a predicted model, not a curated record